Messenger RNA from Meira miltonrushii, 720 nucleotides. RefSeq lists its product as uncharacterized. Lineage: Eukaryota; Fungi; Basidiomycota; Exobasidiomycetes; Exobasidiales; Brachybasidiaceae. The transcript has a single exon. The coding region runs from base 103 to 543 and encodes 146 amino acids. The record is from RefSeq and is a predicted model, not a curated record.
CAUGAAUAUGGGCAUGGUCUUAAGGCUCGCCAAGAUUGAAUAAAAUCUCGGAAUAUCUGUUCAUACAUUUGUCUUCCCAAACAUCAUCACCACUCUAUCAAGAUGCAUCUCAAGCUCUACAUCUUAUUUUUGACGGUCGUUUCCGUUUAUUUGGCUUUUGCAUCACCUGUUCCAAAAGAAGCACAAGUCAACCCAAAGCGUGAUGACAUCAACGUGCCAGCCAUCGAUACUCUCUACAAGCGUGCAGAUAGCUUGUAUGUUUGGGUAGAGUUUUGCGAAGAAGAAGGAAAGAAUUGCGUUGGCCACAUCAAUCCAUACAACAAUAAGUGCUUUACCAUCUUUGGCAAGAAGAAGUACAUCCGCUUUCAUUCGAAACUUCUUUUGGAUCGUGACAGUUUUACGUUGAACACUGCUUCUUUGGAGUAUCAAACGUAUUGUCCAAAAAAUAUUGUUGCGGCUCAAACAUUUGAUCACCCACAAAACAACACUUUGCUCGAGAUCGAUCAUCCGGGCGUAAAGUAUUAUUUCAGCUAUCCCUACUAAGUGUAUCGGGAUGCAACUCUCCCACGGACAAUUUCACAGCCUCGCAAAUAUGUAGCUGUAUACGAUGGGUUAGAUACUGAAUGAGAAUCCUAUCAUACAAUCAUCUGUUUGUGUGUGUAUUGAAUGUCAGCCAGAUUGUAGAGUAGUGUUUGUGCCUUUCACCGAGUCUCUCUUUCC